GGUGGCACCCAACGAACCCUUCAGUAAUCUGCCCAGGCUCGAGGCCAAAACUGGAUAUUAACUGUCCCGGUCCGGCGGUGUCCGGAGCCGGGUGGCCGAACUGUGUCCAGGAGAAGGAGCGGAUGUAGGCAAAGCCUACCACCCGCAAUGUGUCGACUGGGGGUUCUGCUGCUGCUGCUCCCCUCAGCCUUCGUGUCCUCUUUUGCUGUCCCGAUCCAUGAUGCCGUCGCUCAGGAGAACUCCUCCGGGUUUCUGGGCCUUCAAAGUCUUCUCCAAAGCUUCAGUCGACUGUUUCUAAAAGAUGACCUGCUACGAGACCUGGACAACUUCUUCUCCUCCCCCAUGGACUUCCGGGACCUUCCCAAGAACUUCCAUCAGGAAGAGAAUCAAGAGCACAGAAUGGGGAACCAUACCCUCUCCAGCCAUCUGCAGAUAGACAAGAUGACUGACAACAGGACAGGGGAGGUGGUUGUCUCUGAGAAGGUGGUGGCCUCCAUUGAGCCAGAGGGGAGCACAGAAGGCGACUGGAAGGUGCCCAAAGUGGAGGAAGGAGAUACCCUGGUGCCUGUGCAGAAGGCCAUAGAUAAUUUUCACCCAGAGCCCCGGCGGGUGGCUUUCUGGAUCAUGAAGAUGCCAAGGCGGAGGACCCAGCCAGAUGUCCAGGAUGGGAGCCGCUGGCUCAUAGAAAAGCGACAUCGCUUGCAGGCCAUCCGGGAUGGGCUUCGUGGAGGUGCGCAUGAGGACAACCUCGAGGAAGAGGUCCGUAUCCCCCAACACGCCAAGCUGCCUGUACGAAAGACACACUUUCUCUACAUCCUCAGGCCGUCCCAGCAACUGUAGAGUGGGGACCAAUGUCCCUGCAUAGUCCUUACCCCGCCCCAGCACCGUAUGGAAAUAAAGUGUUUUCUUCAAUCUAA
Molecule: messenger RNA, 917 nt
Organism: Myodes glareolus (Bank vole)
Lineage: Eukaryota; Metazoa; Chordata; Mammalia; Rodentia; Cricetidae
Gene: Dkkl1
Product: dickkopf like acrosomal protein 1
Biological process (GO): negative regulation of canonical Wnt signaling pathway
Molecular function (GO): receptor antagonist activity; co-receptor binding
Source: RefSeq, a predicted model, not a curated record